AAAGGAAAACUUUGUAAGAAGGAGAUUCAAUUUAAGAUUACUUUUCUCAAAAAUUAAGAGAUAUUAAUUCAAUAAGGUAUGGGCGGUAAAAAGAUCCUGGAUUUCGAGAAAUAAUCUGAAGAACAAAAGUAUUAAUUUUGCAAGUGAUAUUUUGUGAAAAGAAAGAUCAAUUUUUCCAACUUUUUAUUUCAACGUUGAAAAUUUGUUAUUUUAAAAUUUAAUUCCGCAUAUAAAAUACUGAACUGAAAUGAAAUCGAUGAAAAAUAAGAGAUUCUAGGCUCAUCUAAGGCCAGUUUCAAGGUGAAACAAGUAGUUUAAAUAUCCGUGAUGUAAUCUUCAAAUCGGAUUUACACAUUUACAGUAUAUAUCUGAAUGACAAUGCUCAAGAAUUUCUUAUCUUUAAUGAAAUUCAAAGUAUACCAGCACUUCAGUAUGUGCAUCACGUGAAACGUAUUCAAAUGUGUCAUAAAGUGCUCCGGAUUGUGAACGUUUUAAACUUUGCACCUGUGCAUUACAGGUUAAGUUCUCGUUGACGGUAUUUUUUAUUAAAAGAAAGGAAAAUGAAGGCUCUAAUCGCAAUUUGUCUAGUUUUUCUAGGCUGUUGUACAAACGUUAUAUUUCUUGAGCUUCUUGUCAAGGAAGACCCAGGAAGCGGGAACCUUAUCACUUUUCUCCAAUUCUUGUUUAUAGCCAUAGAAGGAUUUCUAUUCACUUCAAAAUGUGGAACAGUAAAACCCAGAAUAGGACUCAAAGACUACACAAUUUUAGUAGUCAUGUUUUUCCUUUCUAGCGUUUGCAAUAAUUAUGCAUUUGAUUUUAACGUACCAAUGCCUCUUCACAUGAUUUUUAGAGCCGGUUCUCUGAUAGCAAACAUGAUAAUGGGCAUUAUCAUUUUAAGGAAGACUUAUUCAUUUAGCAAAUAUCUAUCAGUUUUUAUGAUUUCUGCGGGAAUCACUUUAUGUACAAUAGUCAGUGGUCAAGAAAUUAAAUCUACACAAACUAUUAAUGUAAAACCGACGACACCAUGGGACGAUUUCUUCUGGUGGACAUUAGGAAUUUUGUUAUUGACGUUUGCACUUUUCAUUAGUGCAAGAAUGGGACUUUACCAGGAAGUUUUGUACAAACGAUAUGGAAAGCAUCCGAAGGAAGCUCUCUUUUAUACACAUUUACUGCCUUUGCCGUUUUUCCUGACUUUGGGGCCAAAUAUAUGGCAACAUUGGAAUAUAGCAGUUGCAUCUUCUCCCAUAGCUUUGCCUCUGAUUGGCGUAGAAGUGCCUAAAUUAGUCGGAUAUUUAAUUGGAAAUGUGAUUACGCAAUACAUGUGCAUAGGAUCGGUCUACGUUUUGACAACAGAAUGUACUUCUUUGACAGUCACGUUGGUAGUGACAUUACGUAAAUUUGUAUCCCUUAUAUUUUCCAUACUUUACUUCAAGAAUUCGUUCACCAUUUACCACUGGGUCGGAACAAUUCUAGUCUUCACUGGAACUAUUAUUUUCACUGAAGUCCUACCAAAGAUUCAACAAAGUUUGGCACCAGCGCCUAGUGAAAAGAAAGUAAAAUAGCCAAAGAAUUUAGAAAAUUAACAACAUCACUUUCGAUAUUUCGAACUUUAAAAACUAAACCCGUCCC
Belonocnema kinseyi is the source of this 1629-nucleotide messenger RNA. It is a transcript of the gene Efr, whose product is annotated as UDP-xylose and UDP-N-acetylglucosamine transporter. Lineage: Eukaryota; Metazoa; Arthropoda; Insecta; Hymenoptera; Cynipidae. Gene Ontology annotation, biological process: transmembrane transport. Gene Ontology annotation, molecular function: UDP-N-acetylglucosamine transmembrane transporter activity; UDP-xylose transmembrane transporter activity. The record is from RefSeq and is a predicted model, not a curated record. The coding region runs from base 561 to 1562 and encodes 333 amino acids. The transcript is spliced from 5 exons. Gene Ontology annotation, cellular component: endoplasmic reticulum membrane; Golgi membrane.